Trematosphaeria pertusa is the source of this 1540-nucleotide messenger RNA. RefSeq lists its product as uncharacterized. Gene Ontology annotation, biological process: poly(A)-dependent snoRNA 3'-end processing; U4 snRNA 3'-end processing; exonucleolytic trimming to generate mature 3'-end of 5.8S rRNA from tricistronic rRNA transcript (SSU-rRNA, 5.8S rRNA, LSU-rRNA). Lineage: Eukaryota; Fungi; Ascomycota; Dothideomycetes; Pleosporales; Trematosphaeriaceae. The record is from RefSeq and is a predicted model, not a curated record. The coding region runs from base 143 to 1159 and encodes 338 amino acids. Gene Ontology annotation, cellular component: nuclear exosome (RNase complex); cytoplasmic exosome (RNase complex). The transcript has a single exon. Gene Ontology annotation, molecular function: RNA binding.
ACUGAACUAACCACCCCAUAUUCCGCGGCAUAUACAGCCCAUUGCCGCCUCAGAGCCCACUAAAAGAUUCCAUAUCCUCCUUCGAACCGUCUCGUCCCCUACAGCCCACUCCCAAGCCCCACAGCGCGCUCCCUCGCCCAGCAUGCCGGUCUCCAUCCUCCCACCCUCCGCCCCAAUCGCUGCGCAGCACCUCAAACGCGAAGACUCCGACGAAGAAAUGUCCGACGAUGACCUCCCAACCUCCACCUCCAAAUCCUCCAUAGUAACCCCCGGCGAAACCAUAACGUCCGACCCGCAAUGGAUGCGCGGCCACGGCACCUACGUGCCCGCCGACACCAGCACCAUAAUCUCCACCGUCGCAGGGCACCUGCACAAAACGAACAAGCUCCUCUCCGUCCAGCCCUUACGCGCGCGAUACAACCCCGAGAUUGGGGACCUAGUGGUAGGAAGAAUAGUCAGCGUGCAGACGAAGAAAUGGACAGUGGACAUCGCAGCGCCGAUGCUAGCCUCACUGCCCUUAAGCGCGAUAAACCUGCCAGGCGGUAUCCUGCGUCGCCGAACUGCCGUCGACGAACUCAACAUCCGGACAUUCUUCAGCGAGGGCGAUCUGCUCGUUGCCGAAGUCCAGAGCUUGCACCAGGACAACACGGCGAGCUUACACACGCGCUCGCUCAAGUACGGAAAGCUGCGCAACGGACUCUUCACGUCGCUCUCCGGCGCAGGCGGCGGCAUCCUCUCGCGCCGCGGCGGCGUCGUGCGCUCCAAGCGCCAGACCUUCACGCUCAACACGGCAGCCGGCGAAAUCGACGUCAUCCUCGGCGUAAACGGGUACAUUUUCAUAUCUGCGCAUUCGAAAACCGCGCAGGAGCAGAAAGACGUCAGCAUCACGCGACUGGAGGAAAGCGUGUCCGAGACGCUGUACUCGAGCCAGAACGACGAGAUCCAGCCGGGCGUGUUGAGGGAGAUUACGAGGGUUAGCACGUUGAUUAAGGGGCUUGUGGCGUGUGGGAGUAGGGUCGAUGAGGAUAUGAUUGCGAGGGUGUAUGAGGGCGCUGUGGAGUUGGAGGCUGAGGAGAGGAGUUUGGGUGGUGUCGAGAGGGGUGUGGGCGCGAAGGGAGUUGUUGAGACUGUUCUGGCCAGGCUGGAAAUGGGUGGAUGAAGUACAGCAGGAGACGGAAAGAUGAAGACAGUGAUACUGCUGUUGAGCCAACGGCCUUGAGAACGCGGUCGUCCUUAUCCGCCAUAUCCGCUUGCUCGCUUUCGUAAUCGACCAACCAAAGAGCAACGACGAGACGGUUUUACGGAAGGCGCGUUGCACCUAGCUGAGGAGCCCAGAGGAAGCGUAGCGUACCUUAGCUUUGCAGAAGACGCCACACCCCGAGCUCAGUUUCGGGAUCUUGAGCGAAGGGUGAGCGCGUAUAUCGAUGCGAAAGCACUGCCACGAUGCAUGAUGGGGAUCUCAGUGGAACCGAGACGAAAAUCAUCGAUUGCAUGCAGUACAGUAUGUAGGUCGUCGUACUAUAGACGCAUUACCACCCCA